Molecule: messenger RNA, 934 nt
Organism: Gossypium arboreum
Lineage: Eukaryota; Viridiplantae; Streptophyta; Magnoliopsida; Malvales; Malvaceae
Product: NDR1/HIN1-like protein 12
Exons: 1
Coding region: 244-876 (210 amino acids)
Biological process (GO): defense response to other organism
Source: RefSeq, a predicted model, not a curated record
AUGCACCCACCAAGAUAAGGUACACACUCUCAUAUCCCUCAUUUUGCACCACCCAUCAUAUCCCCAUUUCACUUUAAUGUCCAAUUCCCAAUCAUACACAUAGCCCAAAUAUAUUUGCUACCACAUUAAAUUAGCGUCACUCCAUCAAAACCCAUACCUUAACACCUAUCUAACGUCCAUUUUACUUUUAUUUCCCUCUCUUGCUAAAGCUUUCUUCAGCCGCUGCGAGUACCACCGGAAACCAUGGCUGAUGACUGCGGCCGCCACGACGACAAGCAGCAGCUCGCAAAGCGUGUAGCGGUAGCCAUUUUCGGGUUCUUAAUCAUCUUUGCCAUUGUUGUUUUCCUUGUAUGGGCAAUUCUCCACCCUACCAAACCCCAUUUCAUUCUCCAAGAUGUAACCAUCUAUGCUUUCAACCUUACAGCUCCCAACUACCUCACUUCAAACAUGCAGAUCACUUUAGUUUCGAGGAACCCCAACGAAAGGAUCGGCAUUUACUACCACAAACUCGAUGUCUUGGCAUCAUACCGUAACCAGCAGAUAACUUUACCGACAUUGAUCCCCAGAACCUACCAGGGCCACCAGGACGUCACUGUUUGGUCCCCAUUAUUGUACGGCAAUGCGGUGCCUAUUGCUCCAUUUCUUGAGGUAGGGUUGAACCAGGACAUGAAUGCUGGGAUGGUGCUACUCAACGUCAAAGCCUUCGGCCAAUUGAAAUGGAAAGUGGGGACUUGGAUUUCAGGUCGGUAUCAAAUAAAUAUCAACUGUCCAAUUUAUAUUUCCUUUACCGGUCGAACUAAGGCCGUCCAAGUUGGUGUAGCUAUGAAGUAUCAGCUUGUUCAAAGUUGCAGUGUCGACAUUUCUCUACUUAACUAGUUAAUUAUUAUUGUUUAUAUGACUCUUUCAACAUAUAAUCAUAUUCUGGUAUUCAGUA